Trematomus bernacchii (emerald rockcod) is the source of this 312-nucleotide messenger RNA. RefSeq names its product early nodulin-75-like. The coding region runs from base 1 to 312 and encodes 103 amino acids. The record is from RefSeq and is a predicted model, not a curated record. NCBI's taxonomy places the organism in Eukaryota, Metazoa, Chordata, Actinopteri, Perciformes, Nototheniidae. The transcript has a single exon.
AUGCCCCCUCACCUGAUGCCCCCUCACCCUCACCUGAUGCCCCCUCACCUGAUGCACCCUCACCUGAUGCCCCCCCACCCUCACCUGAUGCCCCCUCACCCUCACCUGAUGCCCCCUCACCCUCACCUGAUGCCCCCUCACCCUCACCUGAUGCCCCCCCACCCUCACCUGAUGCCCCCUCACCCUCACCUGAUGCCCCCUCACCCUCACCUGAUGCCCCCUCACCCUCACCUGAUGCCCCCUCACCCUCACCUGAUGCCCCCUCACCUGAUGCCCCCUCACCCUCACCUGAUGCCCCCCACCCUCACCUGA